AUGUGGAGAAUCUGUGGGUGCACUUGGUAUCCUGCCCAUCAACUCAGCCAAAAGCUUGCAUUUAUCUGGGAAGUUUCUGGGAGGCGCUUCGGGGCCGUCUCCAAAAUUAAGCCCCUCGUCCUCGUCCACUGCGGUAUAGCCUGGCAAACCCUGGAAUCAAACCAGCCCCCACGUCAGAGCCUGCAAGCUACACGUGAUUCUCUCACUAAAAACAGUAAUAAAAAUAUGCCUUAUCUCCCUGAAGCUGAAAGGGUCCCCGAUAAGGCAGCUUUGAGGGCCAAUACCGCUCGGCAGAGGCUGGUGAAAUCUCAGGACCAAAACAGUCUGCCCAAACGGAGAAGGACUAGGAUGGCGAUCUGUGCUUCCAUCGCACGGACGCUUGCAUCGGAUGCGUGUAUAGAAGACCUGGUGAUGCAAGCUAGGAAGAUCAAGUACGACGUCAUCGGAUUGACCGAGGCGAGAAGGCAUCGCCGCUGCACGCUGCAUUUCAGACUGGAGAGGAACUGA
Messenger RNA from Haemonchus placei, 507 nucleotides. The record is from the annotation of a GenBank genome assembly. Lineage: Eukaryota; Metazoa; Nematoda; Chromadorea; Rhabditida; Trichostrongylidae.